GCGAAUUAAACAAGAUGACACUCCAUGCCGUGGGCGCUGCAGGUGAUCUUUCCCACUAGGAAAUUAUGGUGCGGUUCCGGCGUUAGCCAGCCACCAUCUUCCUGUCUCAUGGGCGCAAGAAAUGAGAUCUGAGAGACCGGUUAGGGCCACAAAAGACCGGGGAGUACAAUAUUACAGCUGCGUAUUUAUUUUUAUACAACAUUCCGCUCUCCCAUACUCGCCCGCUCUGUUUCCAGGUACCGCCCUGCGACGCCUUUCAGGCUUCAGCUGUCGCUUCGGCGCCCGUGCAUUGAGCACGGUUCCACGUCGGUCGGCCACUUCUAACUUCCCUCCUCUUGUUCGCGUCCUGCCUAACGAGCUCGCCGAUGCUUUCCGGGCUAUUUUCGCUCCUCCGACUGGCAAGCCGUCGGUGUUUAUUGUGCUUCGCUCCCUGUUUCCUCCUCUUCGAUACCUCUCGCACCUUGGCAGCCAACCGAAAGAAUGAGGCGCAUCGUGGCAGCCAGAGCGGUGAUCUAUCGGUAUCGGCAUGCAGCUGCUCGUGGAGAAGAAGCACAUUCUGGAGGCCAUGGCAGAAGACGAAAGAGCCGAGCCGAGGCGUU
Messenger RNA from Laetiporus sulphureus 93-53, 599 nucleotides. RefSeq lists its product as uncharacterized. The record is from RefSeq and is a predicted model, not a curated record. NCBI's taxonomy places the organism in Eukaryota, Fungi, Basidiomycota, Agaricomycetes, Polyporales, Laetiporaceae. The transcript is spliced from 3 exons. The coding region runs from base 122 to 484 and encodes 120 amino acids.